Perkinsus marinus ATCC 50983 is the source of this 279-nucleotide messenger RNA. RefSeq lists its product as hypothetical. Lineage: Eukaryota; Perkinsozoa; Perkinsida; Perkinsidae. The record is from RefSeq and is a predicted model, not a curated record. The coding region runs from base 1 to 279 and encodes 92 amino acids. The transcript is spliced from 3 exons.
AUGGCAACUGGUCCUGCUUCACAAGACCGAAUUGAUGAGAUAAAAGCCAAAAUGAAGGAGGAGGCUGCUGAGGUGCUGUGGCGCAAGAAACUCCGGGAUCGACUUAGAGGAGCUCGGAAGGGAACGGAUGGUGUUGAAGUGACCAGGCAGGCACUCAAUUCUCGGGAUAAGAGUAUUACGAAAAUCGCCAAGUUGCUGAACCGACUGCGUAGACUGUCUGGCGAGCCCUCUUCCGAUGGAACCAUCUCCGAGAUGAAGAAACUUAAUUGCACUAUGUAG